UCAUACCAACCAGGUCCUGAAGAACUAACAAACAGAUGACCACGCAUCAGACUACAGAGGGGUUUUUAUUGCAUCCAGUCUGGAAUUAGCCCAAAGAUACUACUCAGAGUGGACAAUGAACAACACUGCUGAGUGCCAUGAUGAUCACACCCUGGAUAAGUAUUUGUUUCCACUUGUGUACAGCAUUGUGAUGAUCAUCAGUAUUCCCACCAACUGCAUAAGCCUUUAUGUAUCUUGCAUUCAGGUGAGGAAGAAGAAUGAGUUAGCAGUCUACAUCUUCAGCCUAUCCCUGGCUGACCUUUUGUACUCUCUAAUUCUGCCUAUGUGGAUUGAUUAUGCCUGGAAUGGAGAUAACUGGAGACUCUCUGCCUUGCUUUGCCAGAUUUCUGCCUUCCUUAUGUAUAUGAAUUUCUACACCGGUACUGCAUUCCUUGCUUGCAUCUCUGUUGACAGGUAUCUGGCAUUAGUUCACCCCUUAAAGCUCCAGCACUUGCGCACAAGAAGAUUUUCAUUGAUUGUCAGCAUAAUUGUUUGGCUUCUGGAAAGCACUUUCAAUUCAAUCAUAUUGGUAUACAAAGAAGUGUUCAAUGAUCCUUGCAAUUUCACUAAUCAUACAUUAUGCUAUGAUAAAUACCCCCUGGAAUGGUGGCAGGCACAGAUAAAUUUAUUCCGGAUAUGCUCAGGGUACCUGGUCCCUUUGGUAAUCAUUGUGUUUUGCUACCAUAAAAUCUACCAAGUAGUGAGGUGUAAUCAAGCCACAGUAGAUGAAGAAAAGAAAAAAGUAAGGAAACUUAUUCUGAAUAUCACAGUUACUUUUGUUGUUUGCUUUACUCCUUAUCAUGUUAUAUUGUUUAUUCGCAGCAUCAAAGAACCUUACACCACUGACCCACAGCUUUUGCAGUUAAUGUAUAAAGUUUACAGAAUCACACAGGCCUUAACAAGUUUGAAUUGCAUUGCUGAUCCCAUUCUUUACAGCUUUGUGAGUGAAACUGCACGAACAGACGUACUGAAUUUGCUCAGGUGUUGCUUGUGCUUACAAAAGCGUGAGGGAGACCAAGUGAAAGACCAUGCUCUGUGUAAUUCUGCUAUAAAGAGCAGUGAACUGAUCACCUCCAGAACUUUCUGUGAAAUGACGACUGUCAAAAAUGCCUGA
Nestor notabilis (Kea) is the source of this 1153-nucleotide messenger RNA. RefSeq names its product G protein-coupled receptor 65 (gene GPR65). The coding region runs from base 116 to 1153 and encodes 345 amino acids. The transcript has a single exon. Gene Ontology annotation, biological process: G protein-coupled receptor signaling pathway. The record is from RefSeq and is a predicted model, not a curated record. Gene Ontology annotation, molecular function: G protein-coupled receptor activity. Gene Ontology annotation, cellular component: membrane. Lineage: Eukaryota; Metazoa; Chordata; Aves; Psittaciformes; Psittacidae.